AUGCCUGGUAGACGUACCAAUUACACCUUGUUGACUCAGAUUCCCGACGACGAUCACCUCCAGCCACCGCAACCUCCUCCUCCGUCGAUCUUCUCCGGCGGCACCGGAAGCGGCGGCGCAUACGACUCAUCUCACCACUCUCACUCCGGAGAAAAAAAGAGGAACGAAAGAGCUGGAUUCGAUUGGGAUUUGAUGAACAUGACAACUGAUCAGAGGAUGCAGCAACCUCGCCAAACGGCCUUUCCGGCCUCGAUCGGUGGAUUGCAGAGACAAUCGAGCGGGAGUAGUUACGGAGAGAGUUCUAUUUCGGGUGAUUACUUUCUUCCGUCUUUGUCGGCGGCGGUGAACAGUGGAGGUGGUGAUCCCGAUGCUUAUGCUCACUUGCCGGAUGGAGGUGGUGGUGAGGUGUUGAGGUUGAAAUCCUCGGAGACUGCUGGUGGUGGUGGUGGUGGGGGAGGGUCUUAUUCAUCGAAAAGUUGGGCACAACAAACGGAGGAGAGUUAUCAAUUGCAGUUGGCUUUGGCGCUACGGCUUUCGUCUGAAGCUAUGUGUGCUGAUGAUCCUAAUUUACUAGAUCCUGUGACGGAAGAAACCGCAGGGUCGAGGUCAUCCGGUUCUACGACAUCUGCAGAAGGUUUAUCACAUCGAUUCUGGGCAAAUGGGUGUUUGUCAUACUUUGACAAAGUCCCUGAUGGGUUUUACUUGAUAUAUGGAAUGGAUCCAUACGUAUGGAUGAUGUGCUGUGAUCUACAAGAGAGUGGAAGAAUUCCAUCACUUGAGUUGUUGAAGGCCAUUGAUAUUGCAAAUGAAUCUUCCAUUGAAGUGAUCUUGAUUGAUAGGCGUAAUGAUCCCAGCCUCAGGGAACUACAAAAUCGGAUUCAUAGCAUUUCAUGUAAUAGCAUUACUACAUUAGAAGUUGUUGAUCAACUUGCAAAGCUUGUAUGCAAUCGAAUGGGGGGCACAACUUUAAGUGGUGAAGAUGAGUUAGUUUCAAUGUGGAAGGAAUGCAGUGAGGAUCUGAAAGAUUGUUUAGGAUCUGUUGUGCUUCCAAUGGGUAGCCUCUCUGUUGGCCUUUGCAGACAUCGGGCCUUACUAUUUAAAAUUUUAGCAGAUACAAUUGAUUUACCAUGUCGAAUUGCCAAGGGCUGCAAAUACUGUAAAAGAGAUGAUGCUUCUUCUUGCCUUGUUCGUUUUGGUGUUGACAGGGAGCUUCUUGUUGAUUUAGUAGGGAAUCCAGGAUGCCUGUGUGAGCCAGAUUCUUUAUUAAAUGGUCCAUCAACAAUCUCAAUUUCUUCCCCAUUGAGGUUCCCACGUUUUAGACAAGUUGAACCCAUGGUUGAUUUCAGAUCACUUGCUAAACAGUAUUUUGCUGAUUGUGAAUCUUUGAAUCUUGUAUUUGAAGAUCCAUCUAUUGGUGAUGGAGAUAUUGUUGAUGCAAUCUACCCAAAACAAUCUGAAAAAAGUCAUGUUGAUAUAAUACGUAAUAGUCCAAGCAACAGCAAUGAAGGGUUGGGGUCCCGUUUGCCUCCUUCAAAAGCUGCCCUCCGCCCGAAAGGUCAUGACAGAAGCUCACAUCUGCCCAAAGUAUAUGCCCAGAACAUCACGGGCACCUCAAAAAGGGAUUCCCAAUCCCAAUCCCAAGCAUAUGUCGUGUCUUCCAAUACACGAAUGGAAGUGCCUAGUAAUCAGAUUCAGAGGUUUGAAAAUAGUGGUCAAAGUCAACCCCAUAAAGACAGAGGCAAUUUCACCAUGGAUGUUGAAGAUUUGGACAUUCCUUGGAGUGAUCUUGUUUUGAAAGAAAGAAUCGGAGCAGGUUCUUUUGGUAUUGUUCAUCGUGCUGAUUGGAAUGGCUCUGAUGUUGCUGUGAAAAUUCUUUUAGAACAAGAUUUUCAUCCAGAGAGGUUGAACGAAUUCUUGCAGGAGGUUGCAAUAAUGAGACGAUUAAGGCAUCCAAACAUUGUUCUUUUUAUGGGAGCAGUCACUCAGCCUCCAAACCUGUCAAUAGUGACAGAAUAUUUGUCCAGGGGUAGUUUGUAUAGGCUGUUGCAUAAACCUGGAGCUAAAGAGGCAUUGGAUGAGAGGAGAAGGCUGAGUAUGGCAUAUGAUGUGGCAAAAGGAAUGAAUUAUCUCCACAGACGCAAUCCUCCUAUUGUUCACAGAGAUUUGAAAUCUCCAAAUCUUUUAGUAGACAGGAAAUACACAGUAAAGGUGUGUGAUUUUGGGCUUUCGAGAUUAAAAGCAAACACGUUUCUUUCAUCCAAGACUGCAGCAGGAACACCUGAAUGGAUGGCACCUGAAGUUCUUCGUGAUGAACCUUCAAAUGAGAAAUCAGAUGUUUACAGUUUUGGUGUGAUUUUAUGGGAGCUUGCUACUUUGCAACAACCCUGGGGUAACCUAAAUCCUGCACAGGUUGUGGCAGCUGUAGGGUUUAAAUGCAAGAGGCUUGAGAUUCCUCGUGAUGUAAACCCUCAAGUGGCAGCUUUGAUUGAAGCCUGUUGGGCAAAUGAGCCAUGGAAACGGCCUUCGUUUUCAGCCAUCAUGGAUACAUUGAGACCCUUGACAAAACCUCCUACUCCACAAACAAGUCAAACAGACGUUUCACUACUUGCAUAAACUUUUCACAAUACAUGGCUGAUUGGUGUACAUAUGUUUUUUUGGAAAAUUAAAUUUUAAUUUUCGUUUAAAUGGAAUCCAAGAAAGACAUAAAUGGGUUUUUCUACAGGAGAAGAAAUUUGUUGGUCUGUUUGUUUGUUUUAUCAUGUAGAAGGCGUCUUGUCUUGUCUUCCUUGUCUCGUCAUAAUUUUGUAUUGUUUGUUGUAAUGAAAUAAUAAUCACAGCUUAUAGGAAUGAAUUUUUUUUUCUUUUUUAAUUACAUCCUUUUCGAAAUUUAACAUUUAUAUAUAUAUAGCAACAUGAUUUAAAGAAAACAAAGCCGAAAGUGUGAAAUCUGUGAGGUAUUUAAUUGCUAGUUUUUUACUUCUCUUUAUAAUGAUUUGUAUUUGUUACUUUUUUACACAUUUGGAAAUUUUUUAAAACAAUGAUUCUUUCCCUAUAUAUUCUUAUUUACUGGUUUUUUUUCAAGGAUAUAUUGAAAUUUUGUUAGUUUGUAAAAUAUUGUUAAUGAGCCACGUCUUGGCUGUUUUUGUUUUUGCUUUUUGGUCUUUAGGUCUAAAUUAUCCUUUGGAUUGGGUAAUCAACUCUUGAUUUUGUUCACAUUUGGUUUCUUUUUUUAUUCGUUCUUUUUUAGUAGUCAACAAACCCUCUAGCUUGUUUGUGGUAACCUAUACCUCACCUGUUUUGCUGGUUUCCUUCAAUGACAUCGUUUAAUUAUUGAUAACAUGUACCACGUGGAAUUAAUAUACACUUCAACCCUGUUUCUCCUUAAAGUAGGGUUCCACAAUCAUGAUUACAAACACCUCAACCCUUGAUUCUACACCAUGUAAUGUCAAUAGAAGAUUAGGGUUAUGAAAUUGAAGACAAUUGUUGAAUGUGACUUUUAUUUGUGAAGAAGAUGGCCUCAGAUUUGUCACCGAGUAUUUGUGAAGGAGGUUUACGUGGAGGUUUAACUGGAAGGUCCAGUGGAAGGAUGUUCAGGUGAAAGAGGUUCAUGAGAAAGCAAUUCAAGUGGAGGAUGCAAUUUAAGUGGAUGAGGUUCAACUGUGAAGAGGAUAAGGAAAUACUUAGAAAGAAUUACCAAGUUAGGGUUGAUGAGGAAGACAAACCUUUAGUCUUUUAAUUAUGUAAUUGUCAAUGACACAUCUUUUGACAUAUUAGGACAAAUGUAGGCAUAACUUUUGUAACGUUGCACAUGCUAA
Lactuca saligna is the source of this 3815-nucleotide messenger RNA. The record is from the annotation of a GenBank genome assembly. Lineage: Eukaryota; Viridiplantae; Streptophyta; Magnoliopsida; Asterales; Asteraceae.